Molecule: messenger RNA, 3461 nt
Organism: Lethenteron reissneri (Far Eastern brook lamprey)
Lineage: Eukaryota; Metazoa; Chordata; Hyperoartia; Petromyzontiformes; Petromyzontidae
Molecular function (GO): protein binding
Source: RefSeq, a predicted model, not a curated record
UUCACCACGAUUACAUCAGUCGCCUGUUUGAAUCCCGAACCUUGACGUCGUUUUAAAUCGUCAACCCCCCUCAACCAACAUACCCACGCACCCACCCCUCGCAGACGAAUUAGGAACAUCGUUCUGAACGGCAACUUGUGAAAGGAGGACACGGCCAGGAGAAGCGGAGCGCGUGGGUCCGUGGACACGGGAGGAGCCGUGCAGCGCCUGCCGCGGAGACAGAAGAAGGAAGUGGCCAUGACUCCACGAAGUGGAGGACUCCAAGGACGACUCAGUGGGCUGCUGCUGCUGCUGCCGCUGGCGUUUCUCGUAGUGGUGGAGCUGUCUGCCACCAAUGAGUGUGGAGAUGGAUUCUACAAAACUCAACGAGGAGUCUGUUGUGAGCUGUGUCGUGCAGGGUUGUACAAGUUCCAGGACUGCAUAGCUGAUGGACAGGGUGCCAUGUGUGAGCCGUGCCCUCGGGGCAGAUUCAUGGAAAGAGACAACCAGGAGGUGAUGUGCAAGUUGUGCAACAUUUGUGGAGCAGAUAAGGAGGUGACUGUCCCCUGUUCCUUGGCUCAGGACACCGUGUGUGGGUGUAAGGAGGGGCUCGAAACAGACCCCAACGACUCGCAGCGCUGUCUUCCUGAAUCACAGCCGAGUGUUCAAGGGUAUAAAACAGCUGUCAUCGUGUUGGGAUGUACUCUCGCAAUCGCACUGAUCAUCUUCGUGAGAAGAAAAUGGCACAUUGUCAGAAGAAGAGUGAACCGUUUCUGGACUAAAAUGACAAGAAACACAACUGAAACUGAUCCACUUCUUACAAAGUUGGCAUACGACAGCCAGACCGUGACGCUCAUCCUUCAAAACAAAGAUAAUCUCAAGGCCUGGAUCGGAGUGGAACCCUCACAUCUCCUGGAGCAUCUCAAAAACGCCACCAUGAUUCCAGACGAAAUUUACCAAGCAGCAAAUAACACGCAUGGAGAGGAGUGUGUGGAGCUCGUAUUGAGCCACUUCAUUCAGCAAGGAGCAAAGGAGUGUGAGAGACUCUUGAACGCCCUCCAAUCUGUGAGCAACCACUACCAGCAGCUAUCGAAGUGGAUUCAAGAACAUGGUAUGGCAGUGCAGUCCGUUCGUAACAAGGAGAAUGAUCUGACUACGUGGAUCAGAAAGAACCCAAAGCACUUCCUGGAGAAGUUGACGAGGCAAGGACGAAUCACGGCUCAGCUCUCCAUCGAAGCCAAGAGGAUCUGGAACAAAGACAGGCAUGUGAAGCUACUGCUCAACGACUUCAUAAAGAGAGGCAACGAUGGCUGCCUCAAGCUGCUGUUUGCGCUGCAAGACGUGGAAGACCACUAUCCUGAAGUCAAGCAGUGGCUCAGCUCCCUUGAUUUCCUCAAAGAGCGCUCCAACAUAUUUCUCAUGCGUCUGAACCAGUACACCGACCGCGCCCUUCAGAAUCAAGUCUACCACAACAAGGCAGAGCUAAUCGGAGCAUUGGGGAAUGAGGCAGAGCAGCUGAUUACAACACUUGACAACAGAGACAUCUUCAAGGGUAUUUUACAGACGGCCAGAGAAACGGGUACUCUAGUGACCUCCGUCCGCGUGCUGGAGCUUGUUCUGAGCGACGAUCCAUCAAAAGCCAGGCCCUUCUGGGAGCUACUGUGGGACCUCAGGGAUGUGUAUCCUCGACUUGAGAAAAUCUGCAACGGCUUGCACACAACAGUGGAGUCAUAAAGGGACUCAGCCAUUCAGAGUUUGCACUGAGAAUAUUCAUUAAGUGGUCUCGCACUCACAGCCACUUUUUGCUGUUACCGUGAAUGUGUGCUACUUAAGUGUACGUUCCGUAUGCGGUUAAUGUUUCGCAUGUUUAAAGUGUUCAAAAUCGGAGUGUAACAGUUACAUUAAUUAGGCGAGUCCUAAUUUUGAAUUAGAUGUCCACAAACACAAUUAGCCACUUUGGUUUUACCGUUAUGUCACCUUUUAAAUUCACGUACACAGCAUCAAGAUUUUUCCAAGUGACGUUGUAUUCAGGAAGAUGGAAGAACUGUUGUUGUCUAUUCCCAAAAUCACAUUUCCACAAUUGUGACAGUGGCUGAGGAGUGGCUUCAGAACUCUUUGAUUUCAUCUCGCCAUCUCAAAUUUCAGCAACCGCCCACCUGUCAUUACUCAUGCACACUCGGAAAUAUAAAUAUUCCCCCAUAUAGCCUUAACAGACUGUUGUGCUGUUUGGGAGUAGCACCGAUGAAUAGGCAGAUCCACACGCAGUUCAUGUGUGAUGGUGUGUGAGGUACCUGUGGGUAGCGGUGGCGUAGCGGUUAGCGUGCUGGGCUUCGAACUCGGCAAAACCAAGUUCGGUUCCCGCUCACGGCCAACAGGAGUGAUGAUUAUCUGAACAGAUCCUGAGCCUCCCCUAUGUCGAGUCCGUUUCAAAUGAGUACCUGGCGCAGUGUGUAAACAUUGUCACUGGGGAGACAAAGGCGGUCGUGCGUGGUGCUGGCCACCCGCCCCCUCGUGUGCCUUUCAGGCCAUUAAGGUGCUCGCUAACAGCCUUUGCCCCAACAGUCUGUUAAUGCUAUAAACGGGGUUUCUUUGUAUUUGAUGCCCCUGAGAGUGAUCUCGUUUGUGAUUUACAGCACAACUUCAUUAAGCUUUUUAUCUCGAAGUUACAUCCGUGGUUAUUUCAUGUUUAUUUUAUUGAGUUUUCAUUUUGUCGGGGUUUUUUCAAGAGGUGAGAUUCACAUAAAUAAUGUAUUUAACCAGGUUACAGGCCACUGAGAUUCAGAAAAUUGUCUUUUAUCGCUGAUGUCCUUAACAUAUCCAGUUCACAACUAUUGGAGGAUUGAUUAUUUCGUGAGAUGCGGUGGGUUCCUAUUAAUGUUAAUUAUAUUGUGUUUGACAGCCUUUAUUUAAGAUGGUGAGAGGAUAGUAAUUCAUUCGUGUGACUGGCAUCCUUCAACAAUGACCACUGAAAUGUAAAAUGUGUUGCAAUUGCCGUCUAUGCUCCUCGCCUUCAAAGAAGCAGCCAAAUUAACUAUCGUGGUGAAUUAUGGUGAAAUAACCCCCAAUGUGUCAGACCAGAGAACGGCGAGCAGUACAAAGCCAAGGCCAUGUAAAAAAUGUGUCUCUGGUGUAGGCCAAUCAGUUUCGAAAACAAUGCGUAUAUUAUCAGAUAAUGUUUGCAUGUUUUGCCACAAAGUAUGUGUGGUUAAUGCAGACUUGAUUCCUUGCAAAAGGUAUCUAUUUGGUGUUUGAACAUCUUAACACCUCCUAUUCUAUUGCCACAAAGUGUAAAACCAAUUCUUAUUUACCAUAUUUUGAUACUUUAAAAAUAAAUUAUCCCAUAGAUAUAACUGCUCAACCCGCGCUAUAAAUGCUCUGAUAUUUGUUUCGUCUUUCUACUGUUCGCCUUUUUGGUGUUCUCUGGUCUGAAACUGGUGAGGACAAGGCCAUAGAGAAGGCUGUCUCUGGUGUAGGCCAAUCAG